Molecule: messenger RNA, 1000 nt
Organism: Musca vetustissima
Lineage: Eukaryota; Metazoa; Arthropoda; Insecta; Diptera; Muscidae
Gene: Gasp
Product: protein obstructor-E
Exons: 5
Coding region: 141-908 (255 amino acids)
Cellular component (GO): extracellular region
Molecular function (GO): chitin binding
Source: RefSeq, a predicted model, not a curated record
CGGUUCAAGUAUUUCGUUGUCUCAGGUAACUCCAGACACACACAAAUUGUUCGCAGCGUCUGUACAGAGAUUACGGAGGAGUUUUUUUGUUUGUUAAUAUCAAAGAAAAUCAAAUAAAAAACAAAACACACUCACACAAAAUGAAGAAGUUUAUGAUUGUAUUUGUUGCACUCUUUGGAGCCGCUGUUGCCCAGGAAUCAUUCAAAUGUCCCGAUGAUUUCGGAUUUUAUCCCCAUGACAUUUCCUGCGAUAAAUACUGGAAGUGUGACAACAAUGUGGCUGAAUUGAAGACCUGCGGUAAUGGUUUGGCUUUCGAUGCCUCCGAUCCAAAAUAUUUGACUGAAAACUGUGACUACUUGCACAAUGUUGAUUGCGGUGACCGUACACAAUUGGAACCCCCAAUUUCCACACCCCACUGUUCCCGCUUGUACGGUAUCUUCCCCGAUGAGAACAAAUGUGAUGUCUUCUGGAACUGCUGGAACGGUGAACCCUCUAGAUAUCAAUGUUCUCCCGGUUUGGCUUACGAUCGUGAUGCUCGUGUCUGUAUGUGGGCCGAUCAAGUUCCAGAAUGUAAAAACGAAGAAGUUGCCAAUGGUUUCGCUUGCCCCGCUGCCGGUGAAUUGGCCAAUGCUGGUUCAUUCUCCAGACAUGCUCACCCCGAAGAUUGCCGUAAAUACUACAUUUGCUUGGAAGGUGUUGCUCGUGAAUAUGGUUGCCCCAUUGGUACUGUAUUCAAAAUUGGUGACAGUGAUGGCAGUGGCAACUGUGAAGAUCCUGAAGAUGUUCCCGGAUGCGAGGACUACUACGGCGAUUUGGAUUUGAAGAGCAUCCGCAAAAGUGAACUCUUAGCUGGUCUGCAAGGCGAAGGCCGUAAAAAGGGUGUAGCCAAGGGUGCUGUCUCCUCAUAAGCCCCUAUCACCACAACAUCACAACAUAAUUUCUCCACAUUAACUCCCAGCACAGCCACAAACUAACACCAACCAACCAACCGAUCAAUCAA